Molecule: messenger RNA, 900 nt
Organism: Panicum virgatum (switchgrass)
Lineage: Eukaryota; Viridiplantae; Streptophyta; Magnoliopsida; Poales; Poaceae
Product: skin secretory protein xP2-like
Exons: 3
Coding region: 1-900 (299 amino acids)
Source: RefSeq, a predicted model, not a curated record
AUGGCGGCUACCGUCAUCGCGAAUUUUCACCGGCAGAGGGUGAUUCCUCUCACAGAGAGGAGCCUGCCGAUCUUCGGCCUCACCCCCGGGGUUCCAGCCUCCGGGUCGAGGACGUCGAUGGGGGUGAGCCGCAGGUGCCACCCCUCGAGGCCUCCGAUCCCGGAGGAACGUGAGGUCAACCGCCUGCACGCAGAGGCGGUAAAGAAGCGGAAAGAAGCAGCGGAGGCAGCUGCCGACCGGAAGAGGAAAAGGAAAGAGAAGCACGACACGGCGUGCAAAAUCACACGCGCGGAGGGGAAGCCGUGGCCCGCUCCGCCCGAGUUUACGGAUGAGGGGGAGGGCACCUCAGAUGCCGAGGUCAACCUCCCAGGUGAUGACGAGGCAUCAACAGGCGCGGAUUCCCCGCCGGUAUAUCAAGAGGCUGGCGACGAGGACGCGCCAGCGACGCUGCGUGAGGCGAGGCCCGCACCGGGGUUGUUGGCGGACCUGCCCCUCGCGGGGACGGAGCGGAGGUCACCCACGCCAGCGGCGGGACGAAGGUCGCCCACACCGGCGGCGGGCGGAAGGUCAUCUACGCCCGCGACAGAGUGGAGGUCGCCCCUGCCGGCGACAGGUGAGGGGAUCCCCGCGCCCGUGAUGUCGACGGGCGGCGACGGGUCCACGGCGAGCGCGCGGACGCCCGUGCAGACGGCCUCGAGGCUUCAGGCUGGUCCGGGGAUGACACCCUCGGAUCAGUCGUCGAGGGGCGUCAGUGUGCCACGGGCCCGAAGGAGUGGCACGGGCAAAUGCAGCAUGAGUGCCCGGUCCGGCUCCGGGGCCGUUGCCAAGGAUGCAGCCCUGCUCGCGCCGGUCAAAGCCCUCAAGACCGGGGCACGCGCCACGCCACACUCGGCGCCGUAG